This is a messenger RNA of Herpailurus yagouaroundi (jaguarundi), 8317 nucleotides long. It is a transcript of the gene SVIL, whose product is annotated as supervillin. Bases 681 to 7391 code for a protein of 2236 amino acids. The record is from RefSeq and is a predicted model, not a curated record. NCBI's taxonomy places the organism in Eukaryota, Metazoa, Chordata, Mammalia, Carnivora, Felidae. Gene Ontology annotation, biological process: actin filament severing; barbed-end actin filament capping; actin polymerization or depolymerization. Gene Ontology annotation, cellular component: cytoplasm; actin cytoskeleton. Gene Ontology annotation, molecular function: phosphatidylinositol-4,5-bisphosphate binding; actin filament binding. The transcript is spliced from 39 exons.
AGUUGCCCCACUGCUCCUGACGGCGCCCUCCGAGGCUGAAGCGUCCUCAGGUUUCACGUGGAUUUACCCAGUAAUGGAUGGCCAUACCGAGGCCAGAUUGGGGAAGUUCAGCGUCAAGGACACCAGGGCACUGAAAACUUCAAAAAGAAGACUCUUUUCAAUAUUUUGGCGAUCUUUCUUCCGAGAAACUUAUGGGAUGUAGCCUUCACCUUUUUACUGCAUUUGGCAUCCAGACGCCUUUUGGAAAGCACCGAUCUAAAUUUAUCCUGUUCUGAAUCAUCACUUCUGAUGCCGUUGCCUAGUUUGCGUGGUGAUAUUUGAUUUUGUACAGUGUUCCUGGGGCUAAUUUUUGAUAUUUUGCUUUUUGUUUAGAAUUUGAAAGUAGCGGCCGUUGAAAGGAGACACAAAGAAUAUACUUGAGGACAUCCAAAGCCGGGUUUUUAUUUUUUAAUUAGAAAAAUAAGAAAUUUCAGUGUGAUUUUUUUUUUCCCCCCCCCCCCUUUAACUUAGAGGAACAAGGAUUAAACAGAAAUUUGAACUUUCAGAAAGAAUUCUUGCUUGAAGAUAAAGAACAGCGCACUAACUACAAAGGAGGAAUCAAUGCUAAGCUUUUAACUGCACUUCCCAAAGUUGCAGAAUUAAGAAAAAUCUUUGAACCAAAGAGGAAAGAACUUUUAGAAAUGAAAAGAAAAGAAAGAAUCGCCAGGCGCCUAGAAGGAAUUGAAACGGACACCCAGCCCAUCCUCUUGCAGAGCUGCACGGGGUUAGUGACCCAUCGCCUGCUGGAGGAAGACACGCCCAGAUACAUGCGAGCCACAGACCCGGCCAGCCCCCACACUGGCCGGUCCAAUGAAGAGGAAGACACUUCGGACUCCUCGGUGGAAAAGCAGACCCGCUCCAAACUCUACCCAGAAACGCCGGGCGUCCAUGCUGACGCCUCCUGUGGUUCGGCUCUCAUGGACGCCCCGGCUCUUGAGUCCAAAGCGGAGAGAAUCGCGCGGUACAAAGCGGAGAGGAGGCGGCAGCUGGCCGAGAAGUACGGGCUAGCGCUGGAUUCCGAAGCCGACUCGGAACCGCUGUCUCGAUACACCAAGUCCCGCAAGGACGCUGAUGCUGCCGACAGAAGGGGAGGGAAAGGCGACAGGCAGGCCGAGCCGGGCAAAGAUUCGAGCUCCCUGUACUCCAGGCCCUGCGUGGCCGAGUCCAAGGACUAUGCCCUCCACGGGAGUGACGGUCUUUCCGACACCGAGGUGCUGCUCAACGUGGAAAACCAAAGACGGGGGCAGGAGCCCAGCGCCCCCGCGCAGGCCCGCGACCUGGCCCCCACGGUUGACGGUUCCUCGUCCUUCCAGUUCUCCGGGCGAGACUGCACCGCCUUCAGUGACGUGCCAAGGUCCCCAAAGCAAAUGCACGCAGUGCCACCCGCCUCCCCGAGCCACUCCGCCGGUGACCCUCCACUCCCCGCGGAGGCGCGAGCCAGUACCGGGAAACCCAAAUAUGAGUGGUUUCUCCAGAAAGAUUCCGAAGGGGACACACCUUCUCUUAUCAACUGGCCUUCCAGAGUUAAGGUUAGAGAAAAAUUGGUGAAAGAGGAGAGUGCUCGCAACAGCCCUGAACUCGCCUCAGAGCCCUUGACUCAGAGGAGACAGCAGCCAGUGCCUGUCCAGUGCUUGUCUUUUCAGUCAGAAAAUUCGGCCUUUGAUAGGGUCUCAAGCAGGGCAGCCGGCUCCACACGACAGCCCAUCCGCGGCUACGUCCAGCCGGCAGACCCGGUUCACACGGCCACGCUGGUGACCUCAGAGAUCCCAGAAAAUGUAUCUGAAUGCAGCUGGGGAGCAUCAGCCACCCAGAGUGUCAGGAAGCCUCCCAGCUUGAAGGUUCUAGAAAGUGAGAGGAAGGAGACUCCAGUUCUUCAUAUUUGUGAAUCAAAAGCAGAGGAGGAUGUGCUCUUCACCGAAGCCCUCAAGGAAAGCAGGGACACGCUUUUGGCUCUGGAGGAUCACGGGCUUGCCAGAAGCCGCGAAGAACCCUCUGGAAGCGACGACUUCGGCAAGCCCGCGGUUAGCACUGCCACCUUCGAACUUCGGAAGGAACCGGAAAGUCCGUCACACCCGCCUCACACUCAGCAACAACCCGCUGAGAGGGUGGUCAGACAGGAAGUGGUCCUGUAUGUUCAGAGCGAGCCUGUGUCCCAAGAUGCCAGGGCGACGGGCCACAAAAAGGAAGCAUUUACCAAGAAGCGCAAGGUCCUCACCCGCUCCCUGUCUGACUACACGGGCCCCCCUCAGCUGCAGGCCCUGAAAUGUAAGGACCCCGCUUCAAAGCAAGAGCACGAGUCACAGACUUCCAAAGCCGAAGGACCCCCCACGGAAGUUGGCGUGCUGGACACAAAGGUCUCUGUCGCCCAGCUCCGAAAUGCCUUUCUGGAGUGUGUCAGUGCCAGCAAGAAACGCGAACUCCAAUCCCGGGUUGAGAGGUCAGCCGAAGGAGUUGGCUUGCCUACCGGUGUGGAACGGGAGAGAGGGUCCCGGAAACCAAGACGCUAUUUUUCUCCUGGUGAAAGUAGAAAGACUUCCGAGAGAUUUAGAACUCAACCUAUAACCUCAGCAGAACGAAAGGAAUCAGAUAGGUCUGCGUCGCAUUCAGAAUUGCCAACUGCUGAGGAUGAAGAAAAGGUAGACGAACGAGCCAAGCUGAGUGUUGCUGCCAAGAGGCUGCUUUUCAGGGAAAUGGAGAAAUCAUUUGAUGAGAAAAACGUUCCAAAGAGACGCUCCAGAAACCCUGCCGUGGAGCAAAGGCUGCGGCGGCUGCAGGACAGAUCCCACACCCAGCCCGUCACCACCGAGGAAGUGGCCAUCGCAGCCACGGAACCUAUCCCUGCUUCGUGCUCUGUGACCACCCACCCCGUCAUGGCAAGACUUCCUAGUCCCACUGUAGCUAAGAGCCCUGUGUCGCCUGCCAGACUACAGGCAUCUGCUCACCACAAGGCUUUAGCCAGAGACCAGGCAAACGAAGGCAGAGAUUCUACCGAGCAAGGUGAACCUGACUCCUCCACUCUAAGCUUAGCAGAGAAGUUGGCCUUGUUUAACAAGUUGUCCCAGCCGGUCUCAAAAGCUAUUUCUACCCGAAACAGAAUAGACAUGAGACAGAGGAGAAUGAAUGCUCGCUAUCAAACUCAGCCAGUCACGCUUGGAGAGGUGGAGCAGGUGCAAAGUGGAAAGCUCAUUCCUUUCUCACCGACUGUUAACACCUCUGUGUCCACCGUGGCAUCUACAGUCCCUCCAAUGUACGCUGGGGAUCUCCGGCCAAAGCCAUCUGUGGACGACAUCCCAGGUGCCACUGACUAUAGACUUCCGUCCUCAAUAGAAAAUCCAGAAUCUCCGGUCAGAAGCAUUCUGAAGUCCCAAGCCUGGCAGCCUUCAGCAGAGGGUAGUGGGAGCAGAGGAAUGUUGAGAGAGUUUGGAGAGACAGAAAGCAAGAGAGUCUUGACAGGUGGAGAUGGUGGCAAAGCGUAUGGGUCCUGUGAGGAAGCAGAGCCAUCGUGCCCCACCCUUAACAGAGUCUGGGAAGGAGACGGCCAUAAGGAGCCCAAGGAUGCUGUUCCGAGAAGGGGAAGCCUGGAACUAGCUCAUCCCCCCGUGGGCCACCUUGGUGACGAACUGAAGGAAUUUUCCAUGGCUAAAAGCAUCGCACAGGGGAGCCCAGACUUGAGGGACAGGCAGCCCUUUGAAGAGAAGGUCGGCGUGGAGAAUGUCCCAAGAAGGAAGUUUUCACUAAGAGCGGCUGACUUCGGGGAGCCCGCUUCCGAGCAGACGGGCACAGCUGCCUGGAAAACUGGUGCUCAGGCUGCAACCCCCGUGUCCCGGAAGCAGCAAGAGCCUUCCGAGCAAGCACUGGAGAGGUACUCCAAGAGUCCGGGUGCGAUGUUUGCUGCCGGAGAGAUCAAAGCGCCAGCCGUGGAGGGCAUCCUCGACUCAGCCAGCAAAACCAUGUCAAUUAAAGAAAGAUUAGCACUGUUGAGGAAAAGCGGUGAAGAGGAUUGGAAAAACAGACUUAGCAGAAAGCAGGAGUAUGGCAAAGCGUCUAUCGCCGGUGGCCUGCACGUACAAGAAACGGAACAGUCCCUCAAGAAGAAGGAAGAAGGAGGAUUUGCAGAUGAUAGUGCCAUUUCUAAUCUGCUUUGGGAACCUGUAUAUGCUUCUACUUAUUCUCCUGCUAUACCUGCUGCCCAUAAAUACCUGUCUUUUGUAUCUAUUAAUCAGCGGGUCACAGAAAGUCGGGAGAGCCAGAUGACUAUCGAAGAGAGGAAGCACCUCAUCACUGUGAGAGAAGAAGCCUGGAAGACCAAAGGCAAGGGAGCAGCCAACGACUCCACCCAGUUCACGGUGGCCGGCAGGAUGGUGAAGAAAGGUUUGGCAUCACCCACUGCCAUAACUCCAGUGGCAUCUCCUAUUUGCAAUAAAACGAGGGGCACCACGCCAGUGUCUAAACCCUUGGAAGAUAUCGAAGCCAGACCAGACAUGCAGUUGGAAUCGGACCUGAAGUUGGACAGACUGGAAACCUUUCUAAGAAGGCUGAAUAACAAAGUUGGUGGGAUGCAGGAAACUGUACUCACAGUCACCGGCAAAUCUGUUAAAGAGGUGAUGAAGUUGGACGAUGACGAAACUUUUGCCAGGUUUUACCGCAGCAUGGACUACACUCUACCGAGAAGCCCCGUGGAGCUGGACGAGGACUUCGAUGUCAUUUUCGACCCUUACGCCCCUAAGUUGACCUCCUCUGUGGCCGAGCACAAGCGCGCAGUAAGGCCCAAGCGCCGGGUUCAGGCUUCCAAAAAUCCGUUGAAAAUGCUGGCAGCCAGAGAAGAUCUCCUUCAGGAAUACACGGAGCAGAGAUUAAACGUUGCCUUCAUGGAGUCAAAGCGGAUGAAAGUAGAAAAGAUGUCCUCCAACUCCAACUUCUCAGAAGUCACCCUGGCAGGUUUAGCCAGUAAAGAAAACUUCAGCAACGUCAGCCUGCGGAGCGUCAACCUGACCGAACAGAAUUCCAACAACAGCGCGGUGCCCUACAAGAAGCUGAUGCUGUUACAGAUUAAAGGAAGAAGACACGUGCAGACACGACUGGUUGAACCUCGAGCUUCAUCGCUCAACAGCGGGGACUGCUUCCUCCUGCUCUCUCCCCAGCACUGCUUCCUGUGGGUAGGAGAGUUUGCAAAUGUCAUAGAAAAGGCAAAGGCCUCAGAACUUGCGGGUUUAAUUCAGACAAAGAGGGAACUUGGUUGUAGAGCUACUUACAUCCAGACUAUCGAAGAAGGAAUUAAUACACACACUCAUGCAGCCAAAGACUUCUGGAAGCUUCUGGGUGGCCAAACCAGUUACCAGUCCGCCGGAGACCCAAAAGAAGACGAACUUUAUGAGACAGCCAUAAUUGAAACAAACUGCAUUUACCGUCUGAUGGAUGACAAACUUGUUCCUGAUGACGACUACUGGGGGAAAAUUCCAAAGUGCUCCCUUCUACAGUCAAAAGAGGUACUGGUGUUUGAUUUCGGUAGUGAAGUGUAUGUGUGGCAUGGAAAAGAAGUCACGUUAGCACAACGGAAAAUAGCUUUCCAGCUGGCAAAGCAUUUAUGGAAUGGCACCUUUGAUUACGAGAACUGUGACAUCAACCCCCUGGACCCUGGAGAGUGCAAUCCGCUUAUUCCCAGAAAAGGACAGGGGCGGCCCGACUGGGCAAUAUUCGGGAGACUUACAGAACACAAUGAAACCAUUUUGUUCAAAGAGAAAUUUCUCGAUUGGACUGAACUGAAGAGACCUAAUGAGAAGAACGCCAGCGAACUUGCCCAGCAAAAGGAAGAUCCUCGGGCCGAAGCCAAGCCGUACGACGUCGCGCGCAUGGUGCAGGUGCCCCAGACCACCACCAGCACGGUGCUGGACGGGGUGAACAUUGGCCGUGGCUAUGGCCUGGUAGAAGGGGACGACAGGAGGCAGUUUGAGAUCGCCAGUGUCUCUGUGGAUGUGUGGCACAUCCUAGAGUUUGACUACAGCCGGCUCCCCAAACAGAGCAUCGGGCAGUUCCACGAGGGAGAUGCCUAUGUGGUCAAGUGGAAGUACAUGGUGAGCACCGCAGUGGGAAGUCGACAAAAGGGAGAGCAUUCAGCGAGGGUGGCUGGCAAAGAGAAGUGUGUCUACUUCUUCUGGCAAGGUCGGCAGUCGACCGUGAGCGAGAAGGGCACGUCGGCGCUGAUGACGGUGGAGCUGGACGAGGAGAGGGGCGCCCAGGUCCAGGUCCUGCAGGGAAAGGAGCCCCCCUGCUUUCUGCAGUGUUUCCAGGGGGGAAUGGUAGUACACUCCGGGAGGCGGGAAGAGGAGGAAGAGAACGCACAAAGUGAGUGGAGGCUGUACUGUGUGCGCGGAGAAGUGCCUGUGGAAGGGAAUUUGCUGGAAGUGGCCUGUCACUGUAGUAGCUUGAGGUCCAGGACUUCCAUGGUUGUCCUCAACGUAAAUAAAGCCCUCAUUUACUUGUGGCACGGAUGCAAAGCCCAAGCCCACACGAAGGAGGUCGGAAGGACCGCAGCAAAUAAAAUCAAAGAACAAUGUCCCCUGGAAGCCGGGCUGCAUAGUAGCAGUAAAGUGACAAUACAUGAGUGCGAUGAAGGAUCGGAGCCCCUGGGAUUCUGGGACGCUUUAGGAAGGAGAGACAGGAAAGCCUACGACUGCAUGCUUCAAGAUCCUGGAAAUUUUAACUUCACACCCCGCCUGUUCAUCCUCAGCAGUUCCUCUGGUGACUUCUCAGCCACAGAAUUCAUGUAUCCUGCCCGAGACCCCUCUGUGGUCAAUUCUAUGCCCUUCCUGCAGGAAGAUCUGUACAGCGCGCCACAGCCAGCACUCUUCCUUGUUGACAAUCACCAUGAGGUGUACCUCUGGCAGGGCUGGUGGCCCAUCGAGAACAAGAUCACGGGUUCCGCCCGCAUUCGCUGGGCCUCCGACCGGAAGAGUGCCAUGGAGACCGUGCUCCAGUACUGCAAAGGAAAAAAUAUCAAGAGGCCGCCCCCCAAGUCUUACCUUAUCCACGCUGGUCUGGAGCCCCUGACGUUCACCAAUAUGUUCCCCAGCUGGGAGCACAGAGAGGACAUUGCUGAAAUCACAGAAAUGGAUACGGAAGUUUCGAAUCAGAUCACCCUUGUGGAAGAUGUCUUAGCCAAGCUUUGUAAAACCAUUUAUCCGCUGGCCGAUCUGCUAGCCAGGCCACUGCCCGAGGGAGUUGAUCCUCUGAAGCUUGAGAUUUAUCUCACUGACGAAGACUUUGAGUUUGCACUAGACAUGACCAGAGAAGAAUACAACGCACUGCCCGCCUGGAAGCAGGUGAACCUGAAGAAAGCAAAAGGUCUGUUCUGAGCGGGAGAGAUGGCUAGAAGAAUCUGCCGUCACUUUCGAUACCCUUGGACCAGGAAAAUGGCAAAUUUUUUUUUUUUUGGACUGGUAUUUAAAAAAAAAAUUUUUUUUUCAUCAGAGUUUUUAAAACCUGAAGUUACUAGCUCUACUGCGUGUCCUGGAUUUGUGUAUUUUGUAAAUGUUUCAGCGAACCCUUUGGAAACUCUCUUUCCACGACUCAGCAGGUCAUGUUAAUAAAGGUGUCCCCGUGUGCACUUAAGUAGCUGUUUCUCAGCAGCUGCUCUCGCACUGCCCUCCUGUUCCAGCUGAGCGUUGCCUACUCUUUUUUUUGAAGCAAUUCUCUUCAUAAAGUGUUAUUUUGAUAGUUUGUGGAUUCUAAAAUAUAUAUAUUUAUAUAAACACCAUAUAAAUCAAAUACGUAUUUAACAAAGCAAUAUUAUUCGAUUCACUUUUAAGAUUUGUUUUCCUUUUGGUGUCAAAACAAUAUGAAAAGGUAGAUGGAAUUGCUUCUGUGGAAUUAGCUCUGGCACCCUUCUGUAUCUUCACACACAGUUCAGAAAUGUCUCCUUCGGCCUUAGGUCUGACUUGUUCUGAGUGCUGCUUCCGGUGCUAAAAUGAACAGAGACAUUUGUACUUUCUGGCACGGGCUCUAAAGAAUCUGUGCGAAUCCACCUUUCAACCUUAAUAUCUUCCCUGAAAUGUAUAGUGCCUUGUUUUUAUGUACAGUUUAUAUACAGAAAAGUUUGCUCUGCGUUUUUUGAUGAUGGUUUGGAACAUUAUCUCCAAUUUUACUCUAAAAAACGGUAGAAAUGAAAAAAAAACAUCUCAAAUUUCUAAAACCUGUUGUAAACAUUAAACAUGCCAUUUUGUGAUACAGGGCUCCAAAAUAAAAGCUUCAGGAAUAAACACAAUAAUUGAUUCACAUCGAA